Molecule: messenger RNA, 3443 nt
Organism: Pogona vitticeps (central bearded dragon)
Lineage: Eukaryota; Metazoa; Chordata; Lepidosauria; Squamata; Agamidae
Gene: B4GALT3
Product: beta-1,4-galactosyltransferase 3
Biological process (GO): carbohydrate metabolic process; galactosylceramide biosynthetic process
Cellular component (GO): Golgi apparatus
Molecular function (GO): galactosyltransferase activity
Source: RefSeq, a predicted model, not a curated record
CCCACCUCCUUGAAGAUGGCGGCGGCGGUGCUGCUGAUCCUGGGGUGGGGUUGAGAUCGUGAGAAUUGCACGCAUUCAGGUGCGAUCGCUGUCCUCCCGGCGCCCAGAAAGGACGCCCGGCCGCACCCCAGCGCCAUGCUCCGGCGGCUUCUGGACCGGCCCUGCACGUUGGCCCUCCUGAUCGGCUUCCAGUUUGCUUUCAUGGCUUAUUUCUCCUUCGGUGGCUUCCGGAAUCUGGCCUCUAUUUUCGGGCACGAGGCCAACCCGUCUUUCGACUACUCCCGGACCCGCGAUGUCUACACCAACCUCAGCCUCUUGCUGCAGACCCACAGCGGGAGGCCCGGGAAACCUCUGCCCUAUUGCCCCGAACGGUCGCCUUAUCUCAUCGGCCCCCUGACGGUGAGCUUCAGCCAGGUGCCGACGCUGGAGCAGAUCCGGGAGAAGAACCCCGCGGUGACCCCCGGAGGCCGGUACCAGCCUCCCAACUGCGAGCCGCGCUCCCGGACGGCCAUCAUCAUCCCGCACCGCAACCGGGAGACCCACCUGCGAUAUUUGCUCUACUACCUGCACCCUUUUCUACAACGCCAGCAGCUGCAGUACGGCAUCUACGUGGUCCAUCAGGCCGGGAACGCCACGUUCAACCGGGCCAAGCUUCUGAACGUGGGCGUCAAGGAGGCCUUGAAGGACGAGGAGUGGUCCUGCCUGUUCGUCCACGACGUGGAUCUCAUCCCCGAGAACGACCACAACCUCUACGUCUGCGACCCCUGGAGCCCCAAGCACGUCUCCAUCGCCAUGAACAAGUUCGGAUACAACCUUCCCUACGCGCAGUACUUUGGGGGCGUCUCGGCUCUCACUCCGGAGCAGUACCUGAAGAUCAACGGUUUCCCCAACGAGUACUGGGGCUGGGGGGGCGAGGAUGAUGACAUUGCCACCAGGAUACGCCUGGCCGGCUUGAAGAUUUCGCGGCCGCCGGUCUCCGUGGGGCACUACAAGAUGGUGAAGCACAAGGGCGACAAGGGGAACGAGGAAAACCCGCACAGGUUUGACCUCCUGAUCCGGACCCACCGGGCGUGGACGCAGGACGGCAUGAACUCCCUGGCCUACACCCUCCUGUCGAAGGAGCUGCUCCCGCUGUACACCAACAUCACGGCUGACAUCGGUACCAACCCGCGGGCGGCGAAGGGCGGGAAGGCGGCCCUGCCCAGCCUGGGAGGGAGGAACUACCCCACCGGCAGCAACCACGACUUUCGGCAGGAGAUGCUGCGGAAGACCCCCUUCGCCAAACUCUCCCAGGCCAUGGGGUGGGGAGAGGUGCCUUUCGCCACCGUCCAGGCCCUGCUGGAGGCCGGGAGGAAGGAACCGGUGCCCCCCAAGUCGGAGAACCCCCCGACGAACCCCGCCGCGGGAAAAGAAGCGAAGCGGUCUCCUGGCAUGACUCGAGAGGAGGAGGGAGAAACGAGCCGUAUUGCUUCUUCCCCGAUCAGCCCCACCUCGGACGCCCUGAAGCACCGGAUAGAAGAUGCUCGGAAAAGGAAACAGGCGUCCAGAGCAGGGCAACCGAGCGCCGGCUCCCGCCAACCUCCGGCAGACACCCCCGCCCCAGACGCCUCCUUCCGGAAGCCAAAGAGCAACCACACCGGCCCCGAAAUCGUGGACUAAAAAAGGCACAUCCACGUAGUUUGUCGCCAAGCCUCGGUGCUUUAGAACCAAUCCUAGGCGGCGCUGGGGCUCGGAGGGGGUCGAGGACGCUCUUCCCUGCUGGGUUUCAAAGCCGGACUUCGCCCAGAUCCAGGACCGCAGAGAGGCCCCGAAGUGGGCGAGGACGUCACAGCGGCGACGGGCAGGAGAUCCGCGCCGUCCUCCCCUUACGGGAACGGCUCCGGGCUCCAGCUCCCCCUCCUGAAAGCAGGAAACCCAAAUCCUGGCUCAGCUUUGUCAGAAAGCUUGCCCCGUGGCAUGGCCUUGCCCACCCCUUGCGUCGGGGUCUUAUCCCACUACCGGGUGCUUACAGAGGGCAGGUUUGGGGCGGGGGGGAGACUCUCUGUCUCGACACUGUUUUAAAGAGCGACAACGUUUACUUGAAAUGUGAAGGUUAGGGGAGAGCGGUGGUCUAAGUUUGGUCCGACCCCCGAAUCGCCUGUGGGGCUCGUCCCGCGCUCUCCCCCAUCCUCCCACUGGUGGCAGGUUCCUCGUAAGCAGAAGCAAGCCAUCCCGGCGGAAGCUGCGAUUACACGGCUUGUAGCUCCAGAACAGAAUGUGCGUCCUGCGCUCCCACGGCCCUGUCGGCUCACGGCGGCCACGGGGGUCCCUGGACGCGAAGCCUGCAGCUGGGCGCGGCUGCCCCGACCCUCUUUAGGAGCCUUUCGAGUCCAAACACAGACCGGCCUUUCCCCGUUUUUUUGUAAAUCCAUCUUUGGCUUUCCUUGGCCCCGUUAUUUUUCACACGCCCCCUUACUCCGCUUUCGUCCACAUCAUCCGAUCGCGCCGGAGAGAAGCAGACUUUGCACGGAGGGGGUCAUCUCUCUGCUUUCCACCUCCGAGGAAGAAGAUCCGGCGGACGGGCAGCAAACCGACCGCGACGCAGUCCGCGAUUUUGCCAAGAAGACUUAAGGUUUGUUGUCUGCGCCCCCCAGUCUUUUUCCCACUUCUGGCUACAGCUCUCCUUUAAUGCCGGAACAUCUGGAUUCGUUUCAUGCCCAGCAAGACGCGAAUUUAAUUGCCAAGGAUUUUAAAGCGCCGCUCGUUGAGCGACCCUGAACCCGUCAUAGGUUUUCUCCCCUCUGCAGCAAUAACCGCUCCUCGCGCCUUCCGAAGGCCGGUCACCGGAUGCUGGAAUCUCAGUUCUGCCUCCGAAUACACCGGACUCUGUAGCCACAAUCCUGCCGGGGAAAGGCAUCGCUGGAUCCAGAGAGGAGAGCUGCCUACACCGGUGUAACGAGGCAGACCACCACUCCUUUCUUUAAGCUGCUGCACUGUUUUGUUUUUCUCGUCAAUCACUCUCAUUGAGUCCCCCCCAAAAAAGCUGGGUUUGUAAGCACGGCCUCUGUGGGCCCCCCUCCCAGAUUUCGGGUCUUUGGCUCCCAUUCCCCUUAGCCGGCAGCGGGGGGAUGAUAGGAGCCGUAGUCCACAACAACAUCUGGAGGGCCACAGCUGCUUGCCCCUGCUGUGUGCACCGAAAUUGUAGCUGUAGUCUUGUGUCACACAAAACACACCAAAUACCUUUAGGGCUGGUCCCCCCCCCUCUGUCAAAGAGACCCUGCCCACCUCUGAACCCCUCUUGUGCGUCUCACAAUCUCGAGCUUUUAGCCAACAGUGUGUAGUUAUUUAUUCUAUUUAUGGAGUUCUCUCUUGACGAUAGAGGCCCCUAUGCUCCCUCCACUCCUGUUUUUGAUAAUGGCUUUUUUUAAAAAAAAGAAAUAAAAAUAUAUUGUCCGUAGAUUAAA